Molecule: messenger RNA, 1674 nt
Organism: Drosophila ananassae
Lineage: Eukaryota; Metazoa; Arthropoda; Insecta; Diptera; Drosophilidae
Gene: Poc1
Product: POC1 centriolar protein homolog
Exons: 2
Coding region: 241-1416 (391 amino acids)
Biological process (GO): cilium assembly
Cellular component (GO): ciliary basal body; centriole
Molecular function (GO): protein binding
Source: RefSeq, a predicted model, not a curated record
UCAAAGUACAUAUAGCAUUGAAAAAAUAGGCUAACAAAAAAUUGGAACGAGAUUUUCUCUGUCGUUAAUUUUGAUCGACUGAUUAUCGACCGAAUUUAGUAAUGCAUGCCAAUCGGGCGUAAUCGUUUCGUGCUUCGGUCACACUGCAGGGUUGGCUUGGCGACGCAAUUUCAAUUUUCAAACUCCAGCGGCAAAUUCAACCAGUUUUGUGUGAAAAAUUAAAUUUUAUUUGGCAAAGCAAUGAGGACCGACAUGCAAGGCCUUUUCAGCGACCCGGCGUUGGAGCGCCACUUCACGGGACACUCGGGCGGUAUCACACAACUUCGCUUUAGCCCGGACGGGAGUCAGAUAGCGACUUCUUCAACGGAUUCAUCCGUGAUCCUGUGGAACCUGAAGCAGGCGGCUCGCUGCAUCCGCUUUGCAUCACACACCGGUGCGGUGAACGGGGUGGCCUGGUCUCCAAAGGGCAACUUGAUAGCCUCUGCUGGCCAUGAUCGAACUGUGAAGAUAUGGGAGCCUAAAGUGCGUGGCGUCUCCGGAGAGUUUGUGGCUCACAGCAAGCCAGUGCGCAGUGUGGAUUUCGAUCCGACGGGUCACCAGCUGCUGACCGCUUCCGACGAUAAAAGCGCCAAACUAUGGCGUGUGGCCAGGCGUCAGUUCAUCGCCUCCUUCGCCCAGCAGUGCAAUUGGGUGCGCUCCGCAAAGUUCAGCCCCAACGGAAAGUUGGUAGCCACUGUCAGCGACGACAAAUCACUCCGCAUCUACGACGUGGGGAGUGGCGAGUGCGUCCGCACAUUCACAGAGGAGAGGGCGGCACCUCGGCAAGUUGCUUGGCACCCGUGGGGCAACAUGGUGGCCGUGGCCCUCGGCUGUAACCGCAUCAAAAUCUUUGACGUUAGCGCCAGCCAGCUACUGCAACUGUACGUGGUGCACUCGGCGCCUGUGAACGAUGUGGCCUUCCAUCCGGGCGGACACUUUUUACUGUCGGGCAGUGAUGACCACACCAUCCGCAUUCUGGAUUUGUUGGAGGGCCGACCAAUUUAUACGCUUACCGGACACACUGACGCAAUAAAUGCGGUAGCUUUUACAAAGGAUGGUGCACAAUUUGCCACAGCUGGGAACGAUAGACAGCUGCUGGUGUGGCAGUCCAACUUGCACACCUACGACGCAUCCCAAUUCGAGACGAAGGCUGCCUUGGCUUCGUCGGGCUGCGACACCAGUACCGCAUCUUCGUCCAAGCAGAGCAAUGUUAGCGACGCCAAGUCCAAUGACCUGAGUAUCCGCAUUGAUCCACGCCAAUCUUUGGCCUACCAGACCUUGGACGAGGAUUUCCAGGUGCUUGACAGCAGACACAUGACACCAACCGCCCAGGAACUGGACCUCAAUCCUCGAAGCGCCAGUCCGCGCCUAUUUUAACCAACACAAAAACAAUACCUGAGUAGCCUUGCCGCACAUAACUUGAUGAACCUUCCACAGGUGGUGGACGUGUCCCUUGAAUCCGCCUCGGAAACCUGCUCUUGCGAGGCCCAACUGGAGGAGAUGAGUGAGAUGCUAAAGUUACUAGACGAGCGAGUGCGGCGUUUGGAGGGCAUUUACACUUUGUAAUAGUUAAGCGCCUUUUAAAUAUUUUUACCUUCUAUAAAUAUAAUUUAUGACAUACAUAUAUGACAAAAA